GCGCCCCGUUGCGCGUCUCGCACGCAUGCGCGGCGGCCCCGGAAGCGGCGGGCGGCAGGGUGACACGUCGCAGCGCCGCGGCGGGGGGGCCGGGCCGUGGCAGGGUGCGGGAGAUGUCCGGCUUUGACAGCUUCACCACGGACUUCUUCCAGACCGGCUACAGCAUCGACGAGCAGGCCCAGCACUACGAGUACGGCGGCGGCGGCCGGCCCUACGGCAGGCAGUAUGGAGGCUAUGAGUACUCCCAGCAAAGUGGAUUCGUCCCUCCAGAGAUGAUGCAGCAGCAGCCGUACACAGGGCAGAUUUACCAGCCGACACAGACAUAUACUCCAACUUCAGCACAGUCUUUUUAUGGAAGUAACUUUGAGGAUGAGCCUCCUCUAUUAGAAGAAUUGGGGAUCAAUUUCGACCACAUCUGGCAGAAGACACUAACAGUGCUGCACCCAUUAAAAGUAGCAGAUGGCAGCAUCAUGAAUGAGACGGAUUUGGCUGGACCAAUGGUCUUCUGCUUAGCUUUUGGAGCCACGUUAUUACUGGCUGGUAAAAUUCAGUUUGGUUACGUGUAUGGAAUAAGUGCAAUCGGAUGCUUAGGGAUGUUUUGUCUCCUGAACUUAAUGAGCAUGACAGGCGUCUCAUUUGGCUGCGUUGCCAGUGUCCUUGGAUACUGUCUUCUUCCUAUGAUCCUACUUUCCACUUUCGCAAUUGUAUUUUCAUUGCAGGGAGUGAUGGGAAUUAUUCUCACGGCUGGAAUCAUUGGCUGGUGCAGCUUUUCUGCUUCCAAAAUCUUCAUUUCUGCCUUAGCAAUGGAAGGACAGCAACUUCUAGUAGCGUACCCCUGUGCUUUAUUGUAUGGAGUCUUUGCUCUCAUUUCUGUGUUUUGAAGAGACUGUCCAAAUUGUUGGACUCCAGUGGGCCAAAAUGAAGACAUCAACUUGGAAUAUUUAGUUGGACCAGACACGGCUGCAAACACCUGUAUAGUGUUGCUAUCACAAAAGUUAGACCAGUUUUAAAUCAUCUGGAACAAAUGUCUUGUGUUCACUUUUUUAGGACUUUGAAUACUGUUCGCAAUUGACCUGAGGUGUCUAUAGCUUUAAUAAGUGUUCAUGCUUAUCAAGUUAAUGUAAUUUCUUUCCCAUUCCUGUAUCUUUAGAAAAGUAACUUCUAGUUGUUUGUUUGAGCUGGUGGGGGGGUAAGGGGGAGGGGGUUUUUUGUUGUUUUUUUUUCAGGGGAGGGAGGGAGGAGGGAUGCAGUUACAGAUUGAAAGAUUGUUAUCACUAGAAGUUAACAAAACCACAGAUGAUGUGGAUUUGGAAAUUCUCUUUGAACAAAUCUGCAGUAAUAACCCAUUUCCUCUCCCCUCUUGCCAAAAGGAAAAUGCACAGAAGAACGCAAACAAUUAGUUCUAUAUUUUAACAAACACACUCUUAAGGUGUUUGGUCUCAUUUACUUGUUCAUUUGAUGUGAUAGUAUUUCAUGAUUUAAGAUACUGAAGUUAUGAAUUAAGCAACAGAUGCUUUAAAAAUUAAGAGGAUCUGUAAUUCUGUCACAUUUGAAAUAUGAAUACAUUUGGAUGUCUGAGUAGCUACAUGUUAACUUGAAUUUCUGAAGAUUACUUCAACUAGAGGAUUUUCCCCUAAUGGUGCACAUAUUAGUAGACAAAGAGUAAUCUCUUUUGCAGUACUUCCAAGAAAAACACCAUUUUGAAAAUGUUAUGCUUGUCAGUAUUGUAGUUACUGUAAAAGUAAGGUAUAUUGAUUAAAUUUUCCUUAAAUUUUGAGAAUGGUGUUUGAUUUUUCCAAUCUUUACUUUUGAAUGGACUUCGGUUAUUAAAAUAGGAACUUUCAUAUGGAAGCAAAAUCAUAUUUAAAAGUGUAUUCAGUUAGUGGAUUUGAUAUUUGCUUCAGCCAUACAUACUUAAUUUUACAUUACAAAUAUAAUCUAGUUUGCGAUAUUAGAUGCUUGCAAGAAGUCUUACAAGUGUAGGAAGUAGGAAAGCAAAAAUGCUUGGUCUUCACAUAAGCACUUGCUAAUUCUCAAAAGCAAGAAAAUGAUACAAACAUUUUAACUCAUAAUGCAAAGGGAAGAUAGUCAUUUUUUUUUCCCUUGGAAAUAAAGAAGCUCUAUCGAAGUGCUAGAUUAUCACUAGCAUUUUUUCAGCAAUUUAAUCCAAGGGAUUUCGUUUCAUUGAAUUUACUGAAGGUGUUAGUCUGGUGCUCAUCUGUCAGGUCUGUGGAAUGAUCUAUUCAUUGACUUCUGGAGUUGAAUCAGUGGUCAAAUGUGUUAUGUUAACACCUGGUAAGACUCAGUCUGUGAAUGAGUCUUACAUCAAAGAAAAAUUUUUUUCUGUGGUAGCUCUCUGUGGAAAACUACCAUGAGUGAAUAAUUUCCCAGACCAGUGCGUGUUAUUGUUCACUCUUCCCUUAGUUCUUCUCAUUCUCCUUAAAAAAAUAAUCUUCCUAGUCCCAUUAGAAGUUGCUGAUGAGGUUGUCCCCCUCCUUUGGCUGUCCCCCUCCUUUGGCUGGAGCUAACUGUGUUGUGUUCCUGAGAGCUGUGGGAAGUGCUGAGUGAGUGUGAAAGCAUUAAGAACCGAACACUGAUGCAGAAAACUGUUUUGACUCUUGUACUGUAUCUGGCUGUUGUAAUGAAUUUUAAAACUCACAAAAAAAUUCAAUUUCCUUUGAGAAUUGGAUUCAAGAGCCCAGAUAAUUUUAUACUUUGAUACCUUAUUACAAGUUAUCACUCUAAAUAAAACAGUUGAGUUUUUUUUAUUUACUGG
Cygnus atratus (black swan) is the source of this 2776-nucleotide messenger RNA. RefSeq names its product Yip1 domain family member 5 (gene YIPF5). The record is from RefSeq and is a predicted model, not a curated record. The transcript is spliced from 6 exons. Gene Ontology annotation, biological process: regulation of ER to Golgi vesicle-mediated transport; vesicle fusion with Golgi apparatus; endoplasmic reticulum to Golgi vesicle-mediated transport. The coding region runs from base 114 to 881 and encodes 255 amino acids. Gene Ontology annotation, cellular component: trans-Golgi network; membrane. Lineage: Eukaryota; Metazoa; Chordata; Aves; Anseriformes; Anatidae.